Messenger RNA from Ambispora gerdemannii, 1064 nucleotides. The record is from the annotation of a GenBank genome assembly. Lineage: Eukaryota; Fungi; Glomeromycota; Glomeromycetes; Archaeosporales; Ambisporaceae.
CUCAACCAAUUAGACUGAUGCAUCCCACUUCCUAUCACAUUGAACAGACACAACUGCGGAAUAAACGAGGAGGGCAAGAGCAGGCUACAAAUAACGAUGAAUCAAAUUCACCUCAAGAUUUGGAAUAUGGUGAUCCAGCCUCCACCAUAAUGUCCCCGUUAUCAAACUCUUCUCCGAUCGGCUCCCCUCCUACAAAUUCAUAUGAACCUGAUGAAUAUAUUGGUAUGAGUCAUUCUUUAAAACAUGUCGGUAUUGGCAGUGGGGGUGGCAUCGGUAAUGGUGUAGAUGCAAGUGGUGGUGUGGGUGGUGAUCUUGAGAAUUCUGGUGGUAUACAUGUAGAUACUGGUUCUCAAUUUGGUGAAUCACCUGGAACACAACCCUCAAUUUAUUCUCCUGGUCCAGACAAUACAGAUUUCUUUUUUGAUACAGCCGCAGAUUUUUCGACAAGUGCUCCUGCAAGGGCAUUAGACUUAAAAACAAUACCUACGAAAUUCUUUAAUAAUCGAACGCACAAUAAUAGCGGAUUUUCCAAUCAAUAUCCAGUAAGUAUGUCACUACCUGUCACACUCAAUCAACCGGGUACCGAAUGGUUUGGCACUAGUUUGGAUCAAUCGAGCGGAUUCGCUGCAGGUGCACAUCCUUCAUCCAUACAAUUUCCCACCGGUGACAUGCCGCCGAUCAUGAGUGGUGAGUUUUUGCAAGAAGACGAGACUGCAGAGAAGCGUGCUCUGAUGAAUGAGAAACGACGUAAACGACGAGAAUCACAUAAUGCUGUUGAGCGACGUCGCCGAGAUAAUAUAAAUGAAAAAAUUCAAGAACUCUCCACAUUACUACCCGACCUGUAUAAUGAUUCGGCCAACAAACCAAAUAAAGGAGUGAUCCUGCGUAAAUCAGUUGAUUAUAUUCGUGACCUCAAAAAGAUUGUUGAUCAACAAGGUACACGAAAUCAAGAAUUGGAAGCGUUGGUUCGUGAUCUUCAGAGUAAAAUGAAUACAAGUAGUCUGGACGGCAGUACAUCAUCCUCACUCGAAGAUCAAACAUCAUCAAUGAACAUGUUGUCAUAA